Cyphomyrmex costatus is the source of this 705-nucleotide messenger RNA. RefSeq lists its product as uncharacterized. The annotation marks the transcript as partial. The transcript has 2 exons. NCBI's taxonomy places the organism in Eukaryota, Metazoa, Arthropoda, Insecta, Hymenoptera, Formicidae. The record is from RefSeq and is a predicted model, not a curated record.
AUGCGAGUUCUUCCAGAGGAAACUGAAUUUGCAAAGUUUCUAUUGGAUAUGGGAGAUGGCGUAUUAAAUGAUUCUAACGAUAAUAUACAACUUCCAAAUUGUUGUAUCGCACCCAUUAAUGCUGAUAUUGUACAAGAUAUAUAUGGUGAUUUGAUAAAAAAUAAAGAAUUCAAUAAAAUAGCAAAGUGUGCAAUACUUUCCGCACGAAAUGCUGAUGUAGAUGAAAUUAAUAAACGUGUUGUCGAAUUAUUAGAAACGUUUGAAGAACGAAUUUAUACAAGUACAGAUAGUACUGAAAACUGUGGUGAUAAUGGUGACAUUGGUGAAGCUUUACUACCAGAAUAUUUAAAUACUUUAUCACCGUCAUCUCUUCCACCUUAUGAAUUGCGUUUAAGACCAAAUUGUGUCAUUAUGUUGAUUAGAAAUCUUAGUAUCAAUGAAGGUCUUUGUAAUGGUACUAGAUUAAUGAUUAUAGCACUUGGCGACCAUUUAUUAAAAUGCAAAAUCUUAACAGCUUUUGCUAUGACAAUUAACAAAUCACAAGGACAGACAUUUGACAGAGUAGGAAUUGAUCUUCGCAAAGAUGUUUUUAAUCAUGGGCAACUUUAUGUUGCCUUUUCACGAAUACGUUCUUGGGAAGCAUUAAAAGUUUAUCUUGGUAGCCAGCGCGAUAAAAAACAAGUUAAAAAUUACGUCUAUAAAGAA